CUGUCAGUGUCAGUUGGCUCGCCGCGGCGAUUCGAGGUAUCGUUCACGCGUAGACUCGGCUUUCUGUCCGACAGUUCUCCUUCGCGCUCCGUCGAUUGACAGUAAAUUCGUAUCGUCCACCCCGAAUUCAAACCAUUGUGUGUUUACAUCCGUGCCGCGAGGGCAAACGUUUAGUUACGUAGGGGUGCUUUAAUACGAGGAUCGGGAAUCGAUCAGGAGCAGGAACUGCGAUUUUAAUCCGUUUCCCUAUUACUCGUUUCUCCCGUCUGCCCGUCAACGACGACGGGCAGCGUUUCUAUCCCUCUUCUCGGUGAUCCGAGCUACUCGUAAACACAGACCUGGUGACGAUCCACAAGUGCGCGUGACCGGGUCGUAAGAAAACUCGAGUUCUCAGCUACCAUUCGUGACGAUUUUACUGUUGCGUAUCGCGAUAUCGGUACGUCGUCGCCGGUCGUAAACUUCACGUGUCAGUGCCGGGCGACGGGGUCAUAUAUGCAAGUAAAUCGCAAUCGCGACUGAGUGGACAGGAGAGACGAGUCCCUCGAUAUCAACGGAUACAUGUAACCGUGCAUCGACGUCGGUGAGCAUCAGUGAGGCGUACUGUGUCACCGCGUCCCCGACGACAAGCUCGGAGAGGCUCAUUACAAGACUGUGGCUCCCUGGAGAUUGGCGAGGAACGCCAGCGUCGGGUCGCUAUGAUGGAGUCCCUGUGCCAGGUGAACGGCACCAAGAGCAAUGGCGGCAACGAGAACAGCUCCUCUACCAACAACAACAAUAAUAACAACAGUAACAGUAACAGUAACAGCAACAAUUCAGAUUAGCCGGAUCCCCAGCAGAGGUUGGCGGUGCUCAGCUUCGAGCAGGUCAGACGAUUGAACGACGUGAUGAACGAGGUGGUCUGCAUCCACGGCCGCGGCAACUUCCCGACCCUCGAGGUCCGACUCAGGGACCUGGUGACCGUGGUCCGCAGCAAACUGGAAUCCGACCCGAGCAACGGCGGCGCCGGAAUGAGGGUGCGCGACAUCAGGCUGAACGGAGGCGCCGCGUCCCACGUCCUGGCAACAGAGUCGCAGCCGUACAACGACCUGGACCUGAUCUUCGCCGUGGAGCUGUCCAGCGGCCGGAACUAUGACAAGGUGAAGGCCGCCGUCCUCGGCUCACUGUUCGACCUGCUGCCGGAAGGUGUCAGCCGCAAGCGCAUAACCACCUGCAGCCUGAAGGAGGCGUACGUCAGCAAGAUGGUGAAAGUGAACAACGACGGGGACCGGUGGUCCCUGAUCUCCCUCGGGAACUCGCGGGGUCACAGGAAUGUCGAGCUCAAGUUCGUCGACUCGAUGAGGCGGCAGUUCGAGUUCUCGGUCGACUCGUUCCAGAUCGUGCUCGACUCCCUCCUGCUGUUCUACGAGUGCAGCAAGCUGCCGAUCGGCGAGAACUUCUACCCGACUGUGGUCGGCGAGUCGGUAUACGGCGACUUCCAGGAGGCGUUGUAUCAUCUUCACAAGAAGCUGAUCUCCACGAGGCAUCCAGAGGAGAUACGCGGCGGCGGACUCCUGAAAUACUGCAACCUCCUGGUGAAGAUGUACAAGCCGUCGCAGCCGGACUACAUCAAGACCCUCGAGCGGUACAUGUGCUCGAGAUUCUUCAUCGACUUCCCAGACAUCAGCCAGCAACGGGCCAAGCUUGAGAACUACCUGUGGAACCAUUUCGUCGGCCCCGAGGAGGAGGCCCUCAAGUACCAGUACCUGAUGCUACUCCAUAGCGUGGUGGAGGAAUCCACCGUCUGCCUAAUGGGCCACGAGAGACGACAGACCCUGGCCCUGAUCGAGAACCUCGCCUACCAGGUCUACUGUCAAGAGCAGCAGCAACGGCUGACGAAUCAUCAACAGCCGCCGCCUGGGCCGCAGGCCACCUACGUUUACGCGAAUGGUUACGCGAACGGCUACUAUUACGCUUCGGUAAUACCUACCGCGUGCUACACGUGCACAUGCAACUCGUGGAUGGCGUGCUCGUCGUGAUGCGACCUCGAGGACAACGCCGUCGUCGCCACUGGCAGCGCCAUCGCCACCGCCGCGACCACAACCGCGACCACCACCGGCACGAUCACCAGAGACCAGGACGCCUGUGACUACUCCGCGACCGUCACCGACGACGGGACCACGAACACGAUUGUGCUCGCUGAUGAGGAUCGUCCAGGUCCUCGCUCCCUCGAAGGGCUCGAGCGCGAGACAUGCGAAUCGUCAACGAUUCUUCUCUGCGAGUCGACGAAGCGUCUGGUCCUCAGUUGACGCUUGGACUCGCCUCGAACAUCACCGCGCGACCGAUUCAAUGUGUGACGUAGACGAUUAGCUCGUCGGAAAGAAAUAAAAGAACGGUCACGUUGUCGCGGCCAACCCGGUGACGGGACGUGCUUAACGGCGUUAAUAACGGCUCGGUGACAGUGGGACAGGUUGGAGGAAGACUGAAGAGGCCAGGGGAAGAGGUCUGAACGUUGGGACCCGGGACAAUCGUAUUAUCGUAUUUCGCACUGCGCGUUUCCGAGGUCCCGGUGUCUCUCUCUCUCUCUGUUUCUCCUGGACGCGUUUAUCCAGCUGCGGUGGGACGAUCAGUUGUCGCUCGUGGAGAACCAAAAAACGAUAAGGCGGGAUAGAACGAUGGUACUUGCUGCAACACUGUCGUAGGGGAUCAACAGAGAGACUACAAGACUCCAAUCAAUGUAAAACGUAAAAACAAAAAUGAUGAAUUAAUAUUGAAACAAAGCGAAGCGAGUAGAUACGAAGUAACAAACAAAAAUAUAAUGUGUUGUGCCUAACGAACGUUAAAAGGUGAGGAGAAACAAAGAAAUGAAAAAAAAAGAUUUACGAAAACGCGUGCGCACGCGGUAGAAGGUAUGCGUCGAGUCGCGUAGUUGUGGCACAGUCGUUUGUCCGGUGCGCGUCGUCGAUUAAAACGAGAGACGAACGCGCGCGACUCGCACACGGUGGCGCGGGAUAUUCGGAGACUGUGCGCGCGUCGCGGUCGGUGCGCUAAAGUGAUUCCGAGCAGAAGCGGAAGAACAGGUUCACGGGGCGGAAGAACGACGACGAAACGGGUCGAACAGCCGAGACAGAAAGGAAACAUCGCAUCGAGGAGACGAGGCGACGAGGGAAAGAAAAAGGAAGGGACUUUUCGCCUGUGGGAUACAAUUAGAAAAUUAGAAAAUUAAAAAAAAAAAAAAAUAUGUGGA
Ceratina calcarata is the source of this 3223-nucleotide messenger RNA. RefSeq names its product terminal nucleotidyltransferase 5C. The record is from RefSeq and is a predicted model, not a curated record. Gene Ontology annotation, molecular function: poly(A) RNA polymerase activity; RNA binding. Gene Ontology annotation, biological process: mRNA stabilization. NCBI's taxonomy places the organism in Eukaryota, Metazoa, Arthropoda, Insecta, Hymenoptera, Apidae. The transcript is spliced from 2 exons.